This is a messenger RNA of Ochotona curzoniae (black-lipped pika), 5599 nucleotides long. RefSeq names its product platelet activating factor acetylhydrolase 1b regulatory subunit 1 (gene PAFAH1B1). The record is from RefSeq and is a predicted model, not a curated record. Bases 627 to 1859 code for a protein of 410 amino acids. Gene Ontology annotation, cellular component: COPI vesicle coat. Gene Ontology annotation, molecular function: protein binding. The transcript is spliced from 11 exons. Gene Ontology annotation, biological process: intra-Golgi vesicle-mediated transport; endoplasmic reticulum to Golgi vesicle-mediated transport; intracellular protein transport. Lineage: Eukaryota; Metazoa; Chordata; Mammalia; Lagomorpha; Ochotonidae.
AAUUUUAUGUAUAAGCCCAUUUUACAAUUGAGGAAAUUCAACUUUAAUGAAGAAACUGAUGUUUAGUGAGACUAGGCAAAUUCUAUACAAUAGGACCCUACCGCAUAUUAUUUCAUAAAUACUACUUGAUAAAUUCCACCUGGCUUUUAGUCUUAAAAUGAAUAAUCUCCUGUCUUGAUUAUUCCUUGUUGCUUGUCAGUCUUAGGUGAGGUUCACCUUGCUUAAUCGAUUGUCUAGGUCGUGUUGUUUUUUGCUUUAUGCUAACCAUUUUUGGUACUACAACAUUUACCUUGGAAUGGAAAUGUACCAAUUAUAAAUACCUGAUUUCUAUCCCAUUUUUUCUUUAGUGUUUUUGAGACUUUAUUGUAAUCUACAUCUGUAUCGGCAGUGUUUCAGUUUGAUUCUGUAAAAAGGAGAUUUUUAGAAUGCUAUGUAAAGUGGAAUGAAUCUUACUUGUUGAAUAUCUCCUGAUCACUGGCUGGAUUCACUUGUAAAGGAAUCAUUUUCCCCUGUGUGGAGGCCACUUCGUGGCAGAUUUAAUUAUAAAUCCAGGGAUCACAAAGCUUUUUGAUUUCCCGAAGGAGGGAUAUACCACUAUAUCAGAUAAGCUUGACAUUACAGCCAAGAUGGUGCUGUCCCAGAGACAACGAGAUGAACUAAAUCGAGCUAUAGCAGAUUAUCUUCGAUCAAAUGGCUAUGAAGAAGCAUAUUCCGUUUUUAAAAAGGAAGCUGAACUAGAUAUGAAUGAGGAAUUAGAUAAGAAGUAUGCUGGUCUUUUGGAAAAAAAAUGGACAUCUGUUAUUAGAUUACAAAAGAAGGUUAUGGAAUUAGAAUCAAAGCUAAAUGAAGCAAAAGAAGAAUUUACUUCAGGUGGACCUCUUGGUCAGAAACGAGACCCAAAGGAAUGGAUUCCCCGUCCACCAGAAAAAUAUGCCUUGAGUGGUCACAGGAGUCCAGUCACUCGAGUUAUUUUCCAUCCUGUGUUCAGUGUUAUGGUCUCUGCGUCAGAGGAUGCUACAAUUAAGGUGUGGGAUUAUGAGACUGGAGAUUUUGAACGAACUCUUAAGGGGCACACAGACUCUGUACAGGACAUUUCUUUUGACCACAGUGGCAAGCUCCUGGCCUCCUGUUCUGCAGAUAUGACCAUUAAACUAUGGGAUUUUCAGGGCUUUGAAUGCAUCAGAACCAUGCAUGGCCACGACCACAAUGUCUCUUCAGUAGCCAUCAUGCCCAAUGGAGACCACAUAGUGUCUGCUUCAAGAGAUAAAACUAUAAAAAUGUGGGAAGUACAAACUGGCUACUGCGUGAAGACAUUCACAGGACACAGAGAAUGGGUACGUAUGGUGCGGCCAAAUCAGGAUGGCACCCUGAUAGCCAGCUGUUCCAAUGACCAGACUGUGCGUGUGUGGGUCGUGGCAACAAAGGAGUGCAAGGCUGAGCUCCGAGAACACGAGCACGUGGUAGAAUGCAUUUCCUGGGCUCCAGAAAGCUCAUACUCUUCCAUCUCUGAAGCAACAGGAUCUGAGACUAAAAAAAGUGGCAAGCCUGGGCCUUUCUUGCUGUCUGGAUCCAGAGAUAAGACUAUUAAGAUGUGGGACAUCAGUACUGGCAUGUGCCUUAUGACUCUGGUGGGCCAUGAUAACUGGGUACGUGGAGUUCUGUUCCAUUCUGGGGGGAAGUUUAUUUUGAGUUGCGCUGAUGACAAGACCCUACGUGUGUGGGAUUACAAGAACAAGCGAUGCAUGAAGACCCUCAAUGCGCAUGAACACUUUGUUACCUCCUUGGAUUUCCACAAGACGGCACCCUAUGUGGUUACUGGUAGUGUAGAUCAAACAGUCAAGGUGUGGGAGUGCCGUUGAUGGAGCCUCAUGGCCCCUCCUCCCUUGUUCCUCUGGAUGCACUCUGAUGAUACCAUGGUUACCCCAUUGAGCUCUGUUUAAAUAAAUAUUGUCCUUUCAUGUAAAUUAUUCUGGAUGUAGAUUGAGCUUAUUAAAUGUUACACACAAAGUAUUCAUGCAUGGUGAAUCCAAAUUGUAUACUGUAAAUUUACAUAUGUUGUCUAGACGUACCAUAGGGUUUGAAAACCUGGGCUGGCAUUGGUCACACCAGGCCUAAGAAGGCAGAAGUUGAAUAAAUUGAACUAGGGCACUAAACUAAAUAGUUGACAGUGUCGUUUUAUGUUGAUUAGUAAUUCCUGUUUUUCUUUCUGCUAUCUGUUGGUGCCUGACUUGAUGGCCUCAUUUGGGGAAAAGUGGUGGUUAUUAGGACUUUUUGCUGAAAUGUGUAUCUAUGUAACAUCACUUAAGUGUGCUUAAUAAAUCUUUAAGGAUGUUAGAUAAUAAGGCUACAAUUCAAAAUCUUCUGAACCAUCUAUGUAAUUAAUUGAGGAUUACACAUUGGAAUUGUUGUCAUGACACAUUUGCCAAAUCAGUAGGAUACAUUUGUUUUGGCAGCCUAUCAAGCAAAGGCUAGUGGUAUAUUUAUGUAAGAAAAUGAUUGUAAAUCUCAAGAGAAAUCUCAGCAGCUAAUGGCAAAUCUUUUAUUUCGUUUUGGUCUUACUGCUUUGUAAACAGGUUUAAAACACUGUCAUACUCUGAGCUAUUUUCCACACUAGACAUACUUCUAGUCGUAAUUUCCAUGCUAUUAGACUGUAUAGUGAUGUGAUUUCCAGGUAGAAUUUAAUCUUCCCAUUGAGUGUCAUGGUACAAAUCACUAUUUGUUUUUGAUGUUUUUAGGGGUGUGCAAUGUGCAUUACAUGAUGACAGAAAUAUGGAAGAGGUUAUGUUUGUUCCUUUUAGAGGUGGGAGACAGCAGUUUGCUUUUCAACAGGAAUCUGCUAUUGACUUGAACUUGUUUUUCAUUUACAAGUUAGAAGUGUGACAGGGUUCGAUGGAGCGUGCAUAAAAACGUACUGUUUUUCACCUUUUGUUUAUAUAGAAAUGUUUAUUAAGUAUAUGGGCAUAUCUGUAAGAGGGUAAGUCUGUAUAUGUUCAUCACACAUAUUCACACCUCCUUGUCCUAGGCUCCUGGUUUGUGGAGAAGUGCUACAGUGUACUAGUAGAGUAAAUCUGGCCGUGGGAGGCAAUGCUUUAGGACAAACCCCUGUUGACCUUCAUGUUUCUGAAAAGUAGGUCGGGCUCUCUGGGGGUCUCUCCCAGCUAGAGGAAAGUCACUUCCGUUAUCUCUUCCCCCUUCCUGCUCCCCACCCCGCCACGGUGGCCAUUCAGCAUUUUUACACAUCCCUGAUAUAUUGUAUAUUUUAAUCCAAAGUUAAUACAAGUAGUUUAAGAAACUUAUCCAAGAUUUUUGGAAUGCUAUCCCAUUGUCAGAUAUUAAUAAAGAAUUCCACUGCUUAGUUAAUAACAAGCAAGGUUUUUGUUUUUUAAGAAAGUCAUUUGAAUUGUUAACAGUGAAAUAAUGAGUUUAACAAAGAAAUUUAUUCUGAAUUGCAUUUUAUUCACUUGUGUAAUAGUGUUUUUUAAAAUGUCCCUUUUAGUUAUUUAAUGGAAAUUUGGUUCCUGUAAAAGACAAAAAGGUGAGAAUGAAUGUCCUGUAGAUACACACGAAUAGGCCGUGUGUUACUUAGAAGCAGCUUUCUGUCUAGCUUGUGUCUUUUUGUUUGCUUAUUCUUAAUAAUCCCUGAGAGAUGUUUCUGGAAAAGAAAGUGUUUUGAAAACUAAUGGCUAUUUUCGAGGACAAAAAUUCCAUCUUCAGCUAAUCCCGUAAAUGCAGUAGAUAACUUUUGGGACAUUAUUGCCUCACAACCCUGCUUACAUUGAGAACCCACUCCCCAGCACUUGCUGUUCUGACUGGACUUUUCUAUAAAAGCUAUGGAAAUUCUCUUUGUUCUCAUUUGCUGCUAUUUCUUGUCCUGUUUGGAAAAAUAUAAAUGCAUAGAAAAUGGUGCAUCUUAACCUUUGUUUUUACAUGUAUGAAUAUCUUGUAUUUUAGUUCAUUUUUAGCGUGUAGCAACAUGAAUUGUUUGAGGGUAAGCCACGACAUCUAGAAAUCACUCAGAUCUGAACACCACGAACGGUAAAGCAAAGAGGAUGCUGGUAUAAAAGACCCAGCCGCUAUUGCCGGCUGGCUGAUGAUGCCGCACAUGCCACUGACUGACAGAGGAGGAACGGCUAAUCCAAGAGCCAAGUUGUGCCGCCUCGGGAGAGUGCCACGGCCCGCUGCCGACGGGCACCAGACAUCCUGCACGUGAGAAGCAGUGAACAUUGAAUCUCAGGGAUGGUCCACACCUGGAUCCAAAUGGAACGACCCUGUGUGAAUAAUGAAGGGGGUGGGGAGAGCGGUCCAUCCACAAUCCGGGAUCCCACUUGCCAAGGUUCCCUGCAGUCGUCUGACACUGCCCUGUCGAUGCCCUUUCUUACUCUGUGUUCUCUGUUUUCUCUGUCUGCUGUCUAACCCUGUGCCUUGCCUGGGAUAAGGACAAUGGUGUGACUGGUUUGGAUUGUAAGUAGAGGACUUUGAUUAUUGGUUUAGAGGUUCGCUGCUGCUUUGUCACUUUUUCAAUCAAAUUGGCCACUUACCUAAGAAAUAAAAAGCUGGUAGAAUUGCCUUCUCAGAUGAUUGCUGACUUUUUUGUGUGUGAAAACAGACAUUCCAGUGCACCCUGAUACAGCGUGCCCAAGAAAGCAGGCCACGGGAGCUGUGGUUAGUAAGCCACGUGGAGAGUAGAUGCUCCCUGACCUGGUGUCUGGCUUCUGUGGAGGCUGAGACGUCCCAUUCUGUCUGCGUGGUGUGACCAAUGGCGCGCCCGGAGCACUGCUCAGACGCUAGCGUGCGGUGCUCGCUGCAGUGUGUGCAAGCUUUGGCUCUAGUCUUGUGUCCGUCCUGCUCUCCUGCUGGCCUCUUUUCUGUUUCUGUGUGAACUUCCAGGUGAAUCACUUGUCAAAUAGAUUUUCUUCUUUAACUUAAAAAAAAUAUAUCUAAAAAUAAAGGAUAUUUUGUUUGUUGACAGUGGUGGCUUGAUAAUCCUUAAGCAACUGAAGUUUAAAUUGUUUAAGGAAAAGGCACUUAACAAUGGUUACUCUUUCUGUCCAGCUGUAUAUAAGUCCAAUGUGUUAAUUAAUCUAGAUGAUGCAAAGAAGAAUCUCUGACAGCAAAGUGACAUGUACAAAAUUAGUGGACAAAGUUUUUGUUUUUGUUUUCCCGGCAGGGUAGUGGGGAGGGCUACAAGUCAUGAUGGGACUAAACUGCCUUUUUAUCUUUCCACUGUAUCAUGUAAGUAGCUGAUUUUUCAUCCUGCCUAUCCUUCAGGCGUCCCAAAAGCUCACUCUGAAGAAGUUAGAGGUAAACACAAACUCUUCAAGUUAGAAGUUGAUCCUGACACUGACAUGAAGGCAAACAUUGAUUUUCUAUGAACGUUACAGAGGUGGUAAUCGGAGACAACCGUUCCCCAGAUUGUGAGAGUUAACUGAAGACUAUUGACACAAUUAAAUCAGUAAAGGAAUGUAUAUAAUAUUGCUCUUGUGUUUUACAGUAAGAUUUGUUGCUCUCAGACUGUGUAAAACAAAAUUUAUUCAUGUUUUCUGCAUAUUAAAAAAUCUUAUUGUACCAAUUGGUAAACUAUUAAAUGCCUAUAAAACUA